This is a messenger RNA of Limulus polyphemus (Atlantic horseshoe crab), 4860 nucleotides long. Its product is annotated as mitochondrial 2-oxoglutarate/malate carrier protein-like. Bases 145 to 1095 code for a protein of 316 amino acids. Gene Ontology annotation, biological process: succinate transmembrane transport; oxaloacetate transport; thiosulfate transport. The transcript has 10 exons. Gene Ontology annotation, molecular function: thiosulfate transmembrane transporter activity; oxaloacetate transmembrane transporter activity; malate transmembrane transporter activity. Lineage: Eukaryota; Metazoa; Arthropoda; Merostomata; Xiphosura; Limulidae. The record is from RefSeq and is a predicted model, not a curated record.
AGAGCCACGUGCAAGAGGUUUUAUAUAUAAUAGGAAUAUACACGGAACUCUGGGAUAUAAUCUCCUCUCAGGGCACAUGGUUAUCGAAUAUACAAUUUCUAGCUAGCCGAAGACAUACUGAGUCGAGAUUUAAAAUCAAGGAAAAUGUCUGCUUCCAAUUCGCCCUCGAAGCAACCGGCGCAAAUUCCCAAAUCACUCCGUUUCCUUUUCGGAGGAACGGCAGGGAUGGGAGCCACUUUAUUUGUUCAGCCUCUUGACCUUAUCAAGAACCGCAUGCAGCUAAGUGGGGAAGGUGGUAAAGCCAGAGAACACAAAACUAGUUUUCAUGCAAUCAGAUCAAUAAUAAAAAAGGAAGGAUUAUUUGGUCUCUAUACUGGCUUAUCUGCUGGGCUUCUUCGUCAAGCUUCUUAUACUACUGUUCGGAUGGGAGUGUACACGUCACUUUUUGAAACAAUUUCAAAAGAUGGAAAACCACCAAACUUUUUUAUGAAAGCUACAAUUGGCAUGACAGCAGGGGCAGUUGGAGCUUUUUUUGGAACACCUGCAGAAAUUUCUUUGAUCCGUAUGACAGCAGAUGGGCGUUUACCUUUGGCAGAACAACGAGGCUAUAAAAACGUUUUUGAUGCACUGAUUAGAAUGACUAGAGAAGAAGGUGUAUUGACUCUUUGGCGUGGUUGUAUUCCUACCAUAGGUCGUGCUAUGGUCGUCAAUGCAGCACAGUUAGCUUCCUAUUCACAAGCCAAGCAGCUGCUUCUGUCGACAAGUUAUUUUAAUGACAAUAUAAUGUGUCAUUUUGCUGCCAGCAUGAUUAGUGGCCUCAUCACUACUGCAGCAUCUAUGCCUGUUGAUAUUGCAAAGACAAGAAUCCAGAAUAUGAAGGUAAUUGAUGGAAAACCUGAGUAUCGUGGUGCAUUGGAUGUAUUGGCAAAGGUUAUUCGGAAUGAAGGAUUGUUCAGCCUUUGGAAAGGAUUCACCCCAUAUUAUGCGCGGUUGGGCCCCCACACUGUUUUAACAUUCAUCUUUCUGGAGCAGAUGAACCAGUUUUACCGAGUAUAUGUCCUCCAGGACAAAUCAUCAGGAGGUGGAGGACUUUAAAGAAUUAAGAGUAUGAAACUACUUACUGUCAACAGUAGAAAAGAUGUUACAUCAUCUAACUCUUGCUUUGUAGAAUGAGUGUUUUGGUGAAACUUUUGUAGGAUAAUGCUUUGUUGUUUUUUUUCUUAUAAAUGUAUUUUGAUAGUGUCCUACAAACUUAACAUUGCCCAAUGUAAGCAUUUUUGUUAGGUCUUCACAGCAAAGCUAAGAUACAGGAUCAGGUUGUUGUUUAGUGGUAGCAUGUUUGAUUAUAAGUAUUGCUUUACACAAGGAAUUCAAACAGUGGUUAAUGAAACUAUUAAUAUCUCGAAGCACUCAUGUUCUCAUAUGGAGUUACAAAAUAUUCUUCAGGCAAAUUGAAUGUAAGAAAAUGCAAAAAAGUAGCAGAAAUAUAUAUAUAUGUAAAUUUGUUUCUUUCAAUGGUUUUUAUGGUUAUCAAUUAAACCAAUUACAGGAAACACAUUUGUAAGUUGUUCAAUUGUGAUAGCUCUACAUUAACAGUGGAAAAAGGGAGGUGUUUCUGUAGAAAACUGUUUUCAACUCUUAAAAUCAUCGGCCAAAAGUGUUUCUUGGAUAAGAGGUAUUUAAACAGAGUGAACAAGUUUAACAAGUUUUGUGAUAAAAAAAAACAACAACAACUUUUUGUUUGAAACUGAUGUACAACUUUGAUAUCUAUGGUAAUAUUAGAAAGAACUUUAUCUUUUAACUUGUUAAUUGUACCAUACUUCCUUCUAAAGCCAUGUAACUUUCUUGACAUUAAAUAGUUUUUAAACUAGCUUCUCUAAUAGCCUAAAGAAAAUAAACUGGUGUUAGUAAAAUUCUAAUUAACUCAUAAAUCCCUAUCUAUGAAUGUAAAUGUUAGCUAAUGUACAAACUAAUUUUGCCAAAAAAAGAUGAAAAAAAAAAGUAGGCCAAAUUAUGAAUCGAGAUUGUUUUUUUGAAAGAUGCAGGGGCUGUCAGAACAAGUUGGUUAAUUAUGACACCAAACAUCAUCUAUCAUAAUGUUGACUUGUGCAGUACAUAAGUAAGUCCUGUAGUUUUGGUAAAAAUUUUCAGAGAAUCAUUAACAGUAACUUAAAAUAUCAUUGUAAAAGAUCGUAUCACCAUUAUAUUAUGUUCACGAGUGCAAUUCAUUGUUGUGUAAUGUUCAUCAUAGACAGUUUUCCAAGUUUAUGCUAAGUUCCAUGGUUACAGUUGCUGCAAUAUUAUGUUCUUUCAUCUUGUAGCUAUAUAGGUUAAAAGUUCCUAUUGCUUUAAUCACAGAGUUUAUAGAUUUUACUUAAGAUUUAUUUAUAUGAAAUUAUAAUAUAUGGAUUAUGUAUGCAUUAAUUUAUACAUUUAAAUUUGGAGGUAUUGUUAGUUGAAAGGAAACAUUUGGUUUUAAAGAUGCAUUCAUUUUACACGAAUUUCUUUCGAAAGGCAAAAAUGGCAAGUUUCAACUUGUAUCUUUCCCUAACAAGCUUUAUCCAGUGGUACCAGCUUAGCACGCUCCACCCUGAAGCAGUGGAAAAAGUACUUAAUAUUUAAAAAAUUAAAAUAAUAAACUGACCACUGAAAUAUAUAUUAAACCAAAAAGAACUUAAGUUAUGUCAGUCUUCUCACCAAAAUUGAAAAAUACCAUAUCCAUUAUUACUUAUUAUUGAAUUUUUAAGGCAGUUCAAAUAUUGUUACUCUGUUUGAAGUUAGUUUUUUAGGACACCAGUAACUUAGGAAUAUCAGUCAUAAAUGAAUAUUUAUAGUAAUGCAACUAAUAAAAAUAUCCAAUAAAGGCAAACAUCCAUUUUGCCAGUAGCUGUUAUUUGAUGGAAUAUAUUUUCACUUAAUACCAUAAUUUUAACACUGUGUUAUUGCUUAUAAGUUUUUGAACUUCCAUCUUUAGGCUAGAAACCUAGAUCUAAUUAUCUCUCUUUCAGAUUUAUAUGAGUGGAAUUAAUUAAUUGUGAGUAAACAUUAUCAGAAUGUAAGAUAUAUUAUCAACCUGUCAGAAUGUGUGAACUCUAACACAGUGAAAGACUAUCCAGUGGUUGUGAUCUUACUAACCAAAAAUUAUCAAUAAAAAAUAUGAAUUUGUUUCUUUUGUAAUGAAUUUUUUUUUACUUUAUUAAUUAUAUGAAAUUUUAUUAAUGUAAGAUUCACAAAUAAAACUACUGUGAAACAACAAUAUGCUUAUCUUUCAUCACAGUGAUUGUUAUUUUUAAUUAUACUUCAUAAAAACAAAUGAAUUGAUAUAAGAUAAUAAAAUGGGACCAUUAGAUCAAUCUUUUAACUUUUUUUUACUUUAGAACCUUAUGUAAAAUUCUUGAAUAGAGUUGCAUUCUUCUGCCACUCAUGUUUCAUUUUUUUUUCAAUAUAUAAAAUGGAAAAUUAGCAUUAACUAAAUGCAGUACACUUGUGUUGAGGGACUUAGUGGGGACUUGGAGUUAUAAGUAACUAAAUGCAGUACACCUGUGGUUGAGGCCCUUAGUGGGGACUGUGGGCUACUGACUAUAAUAUUAAACAUUAAUAAUUUCAUUAAAAUGUAAAAAUCUAUCGAUCUGACAGCCACAAACACUGCAGAAUGUGGACUUUCUAAUGAUUCUAUACACUAAGUGAUAAGCUACAGAUUCUGGCAUCUAUCAAGUUAAUGUUAUGUCUGUUAUACAUAUGUAUCUGUAUUUGAACAAUUCAUUAGAAGUUUGAGUUACAUGAAUGUCAUAAUACCAGUGACAGUUGCUUUAAUCCCUUCCAAUAUUUUAUGCAGGAAAUUGAAUAGAAACCAUAUUUAUAUUGUGUAGUAAGAUAUAUGGAAAUAUUUGUAUUGGAAGAACUGGAUACUAUAAAAGUCUUGUUUGAUGUCUCCAAGUUUUCAAUGUUCGUUUUUUUAAAUUAUGUUGCAUACCAUACACUUCAGUAUCGUUUUCAAAGAUAUAGUUAUGGAAUUUUUUUUUGUACCUCAUUUAUUAUUAACAACAUUAAAAAUGGUAAUUAUUAUAACUGCUGUUUACAUUUUAAAGUAUGUGAAAUCUAGUGGAGAGCUGUCAGUUAUGAAGGACAUGUAAGCAUGGACCUCAAAAUUUUAGUGUGAGCAUGAGCCAAAGUUUCUUGGUUCAAGUCCUGGUCAAGGUAGACUAGUGUGAGCAUGAGCCAAGGUUUCUUGGUUCAAUUCCUGGUCAAGGUAGACGAGUGGGAGUGUGAGCCAAGGUUCCCUGAUUCAAGUCCUGGUCAAGGUAGACUGGUGUUUAUCUUUGUUUGGUUAUUAUAGUGUGGAAGCUAAUUAUGUGAUAAACCAAUGCCAGGUUCAUGCAUGUGAUCUUAUAGUUUCACAGAGAUGGAGGAAGCAUUCAAUGUAUAUAUGUACUGGAGGUGAAGAGCUCACCAGUAAUGUUAGAAUAUAAUAUAUAAUAACAAAAUAAAAUGUGCAUUUAAUUACACAAUAUAAUAUAUAAUAACAAAAGAAAAUGUACAUUUAAUUAAGUUGAACAGCUUUAAUUAAAAAUAUUACACGUUUCAAAGAUGAAUUCUGAUCAUUCUUAAGCAGUCAGACAAAAGCACAACAUGUUCUUUUUUAUUAUUAAAAUGUAGAAGUAACAGUAUACCACUUAAGAACCUGUAACCCAAGAUAAACAUCUAUGUGUUAUUAUUUUUCAGCUAUAAGCUUUAUUUAGGAUGUUUACUUGCAUAGUGACAAUUGCUAAAUUGAAUUGUAAGUUUUUAUUCUUGUGAAUAGAGCCCUGUAAGAUGAUAUACAGCCAAAGCAUAGAGCCAAUAAAAUUCUUGAAAAUCUGU